GCCAGUGAUACGCGGCCCACCAGAGAUACGCGGCCCACCAGUGAUACGCGGCCCACCAGUGAUACGCGGCCCACCAGUGAUACCCAGCCCACCAGUGAUACGCGGCCCACCAGAGAUACGCGGCCCACCAGUGAUACGCGGCCCACCAGUGAUACGCGGCCCACCAGUGAUACGCGGCCCACCAGUGAUACGCGGCCCACCAGUGAUACGCGGCCCACCAGUGAUACGCGGCCCACCAGUGAUACGCGGCCCACCAGUGAUACGCGGCCCACCAGUGAUACGCGGCCCACCAGUGAUACGCGGCCCACCAGUGAUACGCGGCCCACUAGUGAUACGCGGCCCACCAGUGAUACGCAGCCCACCAGUGAUACGCAGCCCACCAGUGAUACGCUGCCCACCAGUGAUACGUAG
This is a messenger RNA of Candidula unifasciata, 411 nucleotides long. Lineage: Eukaryota; Metazoa; Mollusca; Gastropoda; Stylommatophora; Geomitridae. The record is from the annotation of a GenBank genome assembly.